CCUAUUCUGACCUCCUAAUUCACAUCCGAUGCAGAUGUAGUCGACCGACUGCAAUCUGUUCAUCGACCAUAUCCUCUCAUACCUGUCUGAUUUCAGCGCCUCUCAUUUGGCAGCCAUCUGAAGCGCCUCGCGACACCAGAGAAAACCCGCGCGCAAACCUCUAUACACGCGCGAGCUGCAAUUCCAGCUUCGUACAGCUACAAAGACACCGUAUACCUACUCCUGUCGCCCAGAUGCGCAUACCCGAGACACGCUCUGAACACCGCUAGAACGGAGAGCGCGUUACUGUACACGAGAUGGAUCCAGGCCCUCACCGCAGCUGGCCGCCGCCGCACCAGCCAGGCGGGAAUGGACAUGCGAACGACAACAACCAGCAUCAGGGCCAUUCGCAGCCUCCGCGACCUGGCCCGCCUUUUGGACCCGGCACGCCGCAGCAUAACCCACAGCAAUCUCCGCCUCACGCGCCCAGUGCCCUGCCGCCGCCUGGAGGCCCUUUCGCCAGUUUCCACUCUGCACCACAUUCGCUCGCCAGUCUUGCUGGUCUCAGCCAGCAAUCGCCGAGACAACCACCUACGCAGGCGCAUCGAUCCGACGAGCGUCCACCACAGCCACCCCAGGGUCCGGGCUUUGCGCUCCCAGGCCUCGGUCAAGUGACUGGCCAGCCCAGCGUGGCAGAACAGCGCGAUCGGGAAAGAGCGCGGGAAGCUGAGCAUAUCCAGAUCAAAGAGGAAGAGGACCGCAGGCAUCGCGAGAUAGAACGACAGCGUAUGGAGCAGGCCCCGUUGCAUCAGUCUCAACAAGGUCCUCCACCUCAUCUGCAUCAGCCAGUCGCCCUUCCUCCUCGCACGAUUCAUGGCCCCAAUGGUUUGCUAGGCAACCCAAAUAUCGUAGGCCACGCGACGCAGCAGCAGCAGCAUCCCCAACUCGGUGCCCCUCAAGGACCACCAAAUGUGUUUGGUGGAGGUCCCGUGCAGCAAAGCCAGCCUCCACCUCCUCAGCAGAUGCCUCCAGGCCUUCUGGCUCCAUAUGGUCCCGGCGCGCAAGCACCGCAACCACAACAGCAGAUGGCGCAAGGACAGCAGGGCCAGGGCCAGCAGCCGAUUCUGAACGACGCAUUGAGCUAUCUGGACCAAGUCAAGGUGCAAUUUGCAGACCACCCAGACGUGUACAAUCGCUUCCUCGAUAUUAUGAAGGAUUUUAAGAGCGGCGCAAUCGAUACACCUGGCGUGAUUGGUAGAGUGAGCACCCUCUUUGCGGGCAACCCCGAGCUCAUUCAAGGCUUCAAUACCUUUCUGCCACCUGGGUACAGAAUCGAAUGUGGAGCUGACAAUGACCCGAACUCUAUUCGUGUCACAACUCCGAUGGGCACGACUGUGCAAGCUAUGCCACGAGCACCCAGCAGGAAUGGGGUGACGGAUGGCCAUAGACCCGGAGAUGGAGGAUCUUUCACACCUCAGCCCGGCACUGCACAGAUGGCAUUUUCUCCAAGUGGCAGGCCAGUAGGUCCGGUUGCACCUGGCCACCAGAACCUGUCGCCAGCGGAGACUGCCGCGCGGAGACAAGCUCACGAAGACCUUGUCACUGCACACACCAGAGAUCAGCGCGGUAUGCAGUCUUUGGGAAAUGCGGCAAGCGUGACUGCAGCAGGUGCACUCGCCGGACUUCCUGCUGGUAUCUCGCCUCGUGCUACACCUCUACCGAUGCAGAGCGCCGAGGCAAUCGCCGUCGAUGCAUCUGGAAUGGAGAAACGUGGGCCGGUUGAGUUUAAUCAUGCGAUUAGUUAUGUGAACAAGAUCAAGAACCGAUUCAGCUCGCAGCCCGACAUUUACAAGCAGUUCUUGGAGAUUCUGCAGACUUAUCAACGUGAAUCGAAGCCGAUUCAAGACGUAUACAGCCAGGUUACUCAUCUCUUCAAGGGGGCUAAGGACCUCCUUGAAGACUUCAAGCAAUUCCUGCCCGAGUCUGCAGCUCAAGCCAAAGCCGCAGAACGAGCUCGAGCGCACGCAGAGGCCGCGCAAUUGUCGGACAUGCGUAGUACUGCUGGCGAUGGGAUGUACAACAGCCCUGUCAUCUCGCGCGAGAUGGGCACACCUGCUCACACUCGUGGCUUGCCACCGGUCGGUAAUUUUGCACCUACUCCAGCCUCGAAGGACAACAAGCGCAAGCGACAGGGCACUGGUCCGCCGGAUAACGUGCCUGGACAGGCAGGGCCGAUUAAACCACAAUACAUGGCUGGGCCUCCCGGAAAGCGUUCGAAGACGAACAAUGUUGUUGCGAAAAACGAACAGCCUCCUACGUCCCCGACCCUCAUUCCUUCGCUGCCCGCCCCUCUUCCCCCCACGACUACCUCUGUGGCCACUAGCGAUGAGAUGGCGUUCUUUGACAAAGCGAAGAAGGCAAUUGGCAACAAGAAUGUCUACAACGAGUUCCUCAAGCUUUGCAAUCUCUUUACCCAGGAUCUGAUUGAUCGCAGAAUGCUCCUUUAUCGGGUAGAGUCCUUUAUUGGCGGCAAUCAAGACCUGCUGAAUUGGUUUAAGAACUGGAUUGGGCACGACGAGCGCGAUCAGAUCAUCGAAAACAAACCUCGAGUCGCGCCUGGCAGAGUGAUGCUGAGCAACUGUCGGGGCCUGGGACCGAGCUACCGUCUGCUACCGAAAAGAGAACGCCAGAAGCUAUGCAGCGGCCGCGACGAGCUCUGCAACGCCGUGCUGAAUGACGAGUGGGCUUCGCAUCCAACAUGGGCAUCUGAGGACAGUGGAUUCAUCGCACACCGCAAAAACGUUCACGAAGAGGGUCUCCACAGGAUAGAAGAAGAGCGACACGACUACGACUUCAACAUCGAGGCUGCAUCGCGCACGAUUCAACUUCUCGAGCCCAUUGCCACACAACUCAGGAGACGAUCAGACGCCGAGCAAAGAGCAUACCAGUUACCAGAGGGGCUUGGAGGUCAAAGUAACACUAUCUACAAGCGCGUCAUCUAUAAACUGUAUGGUCGCGAGAAAGGCAUUGAGGUUAUUGAGAAUCUCAGGGACCGCCCGUACCAGGUCAUUCCUAUUCUGCUGAACCGGGUCAAGGAGCGCCUCGAGACCUGGAAGAUGGGUCAACGCGAGUGGGAAAAGGUCUGGCGCGAGCAAACACAAAAGAUGUUCUGGAAGUCGUUGGACCAUCAAGCUGUACAGGCGAAGAACGUGGACCGUCGUGCAUUCCAGUCGAAAACACUACAAAGCGAGAUCAUGGUGCGAUAUGAGGAGAUGAGACGCGCAGGCUUUUCCGACCCGAUACUGUUGCGCAAGCCUCAGCUGGAAUACACUGUCGAUGACGAGGACGUACUUGCGGACGCCACGCAUCUUGUGCUCACACACGUUCGCACCUCGAUGGACACUGACCACCCAAGGUUGGCGAAAUUCAUCGAGGACUUUGUGCCACUGUUCUUCGGCAUCGACUCGACUAGAUUUCAAGCACUCUUGCAGAACAGGAGGAGCGACGAGCUCGACGAUGACCUGCCUUCUGCUGGAGACGAUGCGGCAUCUGUUGGCUCACGAAAGGGCAACGGUAAGAACGGUGGCCUUCUGCGUGCAGCGUUGGAUCCUGGUAGCCGCGGGCGGAAGCUCACAGGACAAGACCGGGAAGGCAGUCAGGCAUCAAACAGCCGUGCUUCAACGCCAGACGCUGGUUCCAAUGCUGACCCCGACGAAAUGGCCAUCGAUAGCACAGAGACGCCAGAAAUCAAAGAGGCCAGUACCACCCGUUGGCUGGAGCACCCUCUCGAGGGCAAUCUGUCCGCGGAUGGCAAGAACGUCAAUCCACUCCAGCCACAGCUGCGAAGCCUGUAUCGAUGCUGGGCUAACGGCACUUUGUACUGCUUCAUCAGACUGUUCGUCAUGCUGUACGAGCGCUUGUACAAGCUCAAGUGCGCGGAGUCGUCAGUUCGGAAAAACGUAAAGGACGCCGGCACCGCACGACCGGCCGCUGAACUCGGUCUCAUUGACAAGAUGCCAAGUGACUUCUUCUCCGACAUCUCCGACAAUGCUUCUUACUAUAGCCAAAUGGUAGUGAAGUUUGAGGAUGUGCUCAACGGCACCAUCGAGUUCGCGGAGGUCGAGGAAGCUCUCCGCCGGUUCUAUUUACAAUCAGGAUACCCUCUCUAUCCGUUCGAGAAGCUUGUGGCCACCUUGGCCAAGGAUGCCACACUCGUUAUGAACGGUGAUAGUAAAGACAAAUCUGCCGAGAUAUUCGCCCUCUACAGAAAGGACAGGCUCAAGGAGCACAGCACGGCACAACAGCAGAACGACUAUCGCAAGGCGUUUGAAAAGUUGAUCAAGGACAAUGACCUGUACCGCAUUGACUUCGACCAAAAGACGUCGCAGUUGGCGUUCUUCGUAUCCAAGCGCGAAGAUUCUAUUGCUGAUGAUGGUCUUUCAGCUCUGGACCGUGAGCAGAAGUGGCGCUACUACAUCGCGUCCUAUACCUCGAUAGACCCCACGAUCGAUGUCGAUCACAGUGCUAUGGACAUGCCAUUCCUCGUUAGUAAUAUGAAGACGUCGGGAGCAGAUCCAAUGGCCGAAUCGUUCUCGGCUACCAUGAAUGACGAAUUGAACGCAUUCCAGGCACGCUUCCUGGACGUGAAGAAUGAAGAGCGAUUGGGACUGCGAGUUGCAGUCAACAGUUACAAGACUUUCUUCACAGCAAACACGUAUGAAAGCUUUCAUGCCGACCUUCGCCGACGUCAAGGCGGGGAGGAAGGUGUGAAGCUGGGACAACAGACGAGGCACCUUAGGGAGGAAGUCGUCAAGGACCGAUACGAGUUGAACAAUGGUGGCAUGAGAGAUCUCAGCAAGGAGAGCGUGGAGAAUAAGAACUCUGAGUUUACCAGAUUGGUGGAGAAUGGCGAGCUGGAGACAGGCGGCACGGAGGCCACGCAGCAGAACGGAGAUGUCGAGAUGGAAGAUUAGUAUUCGUUCACUCGUAGUGUAUGAUGGGGCGUGCGAAAGGGCAUGACGAAAAAUGCAUGGGCGUGGUUUAAUUCUUGGGGGAGCGUAUUAUGCGCUUCGGAAAUAG
Messenger RNA from Sphaerulina musiva SO2202, 5058 nucleotides. RefSeq lists its product as uncharacterized. The record is from RefSeq and is a predicted model, not a curated record. NCBI's taxonomy places the organism in Eukaryota, Fungi, Ascomycota, Dothideomycetes, Mycosphaerellales, Mycosphaerellaceae. Gene Ontology annotation, biological process: negative regulation of transcription by RNA polymerase II. The transcript has 4 exons. Gene Ontology annotation, cellular component: Sin3-type complex; chromatin. Gene Ontology annotation, molecular function: transcription corepressor activity. The coding region runs from base 297 to 4952 and encodes 1551 amino acids.